CUUCCCAUCCCUAUGUGGAUACUUCUCUGUUCUGUGGGCUGGACCCUACAUUCGCAUCCCUGCUCCCUGGGAAGGUCUGUGCUGCAAGCCGGGGGCCCAUACAACGAUUGUCAGGUUUAUAUCCUUUAGAGCCACAAGAUGGGGCGAUGGGACUCUGUACUUUAGGGACUUGCUUUGGAAUGAUGGUCUAAAGAAAAUUUUUGGCAGAGCUGGGAACUGGCGGUCCUAAAGUUGGCUGUGUUUCCAUGGUGUCAGCGGCGGAGCCAAGGGGGCGGGUUCACGCAAGCGCCGAGGAUGCAGGUGGGUGGAUUCUGAGUGGGGGUGCGCAGGCGCCCUGAGAGACAGUGAAGCCGGUGGCCGGUGGCCGGGCGGGACCAACAAAGAUGGCGGUGGCCCCUGCGGCGGGAGACAGCUGGGCGAUAGCUGCGGCUAAAGCUGCAGCCGGGCCCGCGGGGGCGCUGCGCGAGGGUAGUAGGGGGUGGCCCUGAGCUGAGGCCUGACCCCGGUUGGCCUCCCCCGCCGCCUCACUCGGGGACAGGUCCAGCCUGUGGCGUCCACAAUGCCCCAAGCUUCUGAGCACCGCCUGGGACGGACCCGAGAGCCACCUCUUAAUAUCCAGCCCCGAGUGGGAUCCAAGCUACCAUUUGCUCCCCGGGCCCGGAGCAAGGAGCGACGAAACCCAGCCCCUGGGCCAAAUCCCAUGUUACGACCUCUGCCUCCUAGGCCAGGUCCCCCUGAGGAACGGCUCAAGAAACUGGAGCUGGGACGGGGACGGAUCUCAGGCCCUCGUCCCAGUGGCCCACUUCGGGCAGAUCAUGGAGUUCCCCUGCCUGGCUCACCACCUCCAACUGUGGCUCUGCCUCUCCCAUCCAGGACCAACCUAGCCCGUUCCAAGUCUGUGAGCAGUGGGGACUUGCGUCCAAUGGGGAUUGCCUUGGGAGGGCACCGUGGCACUGGAGAGCUGGGGGCUGCACUGAGCCGCUUGGCUCUCCGGCCUGAGCCACCCCCUUUGAGACGUAGCACCUCUCUCCGCCGCCUCGGGGGCUUUCCUGGGCCACCCACUUUGUUCAGCAUACGGACAGAGCCCCCUACUCCCCAUGGCUCCUUCCACGUGAUAUCUGCCCGGCCCUCUGAACCUUUCUACUCCGAUGACAAGAUGGCUCAUCACACACUGCUUCUGGGCUCUGGUCAUGUUGGCCUCCGAAAUCUGGGAAACACGUGCUUCCUGAAUGCUGUGCUACAGUGUUUGAGUAGCACCCGGCCUCUUCGGGACUUCUGUCUACGAAGGGACUUCCGUCAAGAGGUGCCUGGAGGGGGCCGAGCCCAGGAGCUCACUGAAGCCUUUGCAGAUGUGAUUGGUGCCCUGUGGCACCCUGAUUCCUGUGAAGCUGUGAAUCCUACUCGAUUCCGAGCUGUCUUCCAGAAAUACGUCCCCUCCUUCUCUGGAUACAGCCAGCAGGAUGCCCAAGAGUUUCUGAAGCUCCUCAUGGAGCGGCUACACCUUGAAAUCAACCGCCGAGGCCGCCGGGCUCCACCAAUCCUGGCCAGUAGUCCUGCUCCCCACCCAUCCCGCCUUGGAGGGGCUCUGCUAGAAGAACCCGAGUUAAGCGAUGACGAUCGAGCCAACCUAAUGUGGAAGCGUUACCUGGAAAGAGAGGACAGCAAGAUCGUGGACCUGUUUGUGGGCCAGUUGAAAAGUUGUCUCAAGUGCCAGGCCUGUGGGUAUCGCUCCACGACCUUCGAGGUUUUUUGUGACCUGUCCCUGCCCAUCCCCAAGAAAGGAUUUGCUGGGGGCAAGGUGUCUCUGCGAGAUUGUUUCAACCUUUUCACCAAGGAAGAAGAGCUAGAAUCGGAGAAUGCCCCAGUGUGUGACCGAUGUCGGCAGAAAACACGAAGUACCAAAAAGUUGACAGUACAGAGAUUCCCCCGCAUUCUCGUGCUCCAUCUUAAUCGAUUUUCCGCCUCCCGAGGCUCCAUCAAGAAAAGUUCAGUAGGUGUAGACUUCCCACUGCAGCGACUGAGCCUAGGGGACUUCGCCAGUGACAAAGCCGGAAGCCCCGUGUAUCAGCUGUACGCCCUUUGCAACCACUCGGGCAGCGUCCACUACGGCCACUACACAGCCCUGUGCCGGUGCCAGACUGGCUGGCACGUCUACAAUGACUCUCGUGUCUCCCCUGUCAGUGAAAACCAGGUGGCGUCCAGUGAGGGCUACGUGCUGUUCUACCAACUGAUGCAGGAGCCACCCCGGUGCCUGUGACAUCCCUUUUAUGCCCUGGCACCUGUGAAACCCUUUCAACACCCUUAAGCCCCCAGGCUCCCCAUUUACCUCAGAGACGUCUAUUUUUGUGUCUUUUUAAUCGGGGAGGGGGGAGGGGGUGGUUGUACCUCCCAUUAUUUUUUUUAUUAAAAAAUACCCUUUCACCUGGAGGCUCCCUUGUCUCCCAGUCCCAUGUACAGAGCUCCACAGGCCCCUGCCCGUGUACAGCCCCCAGACCCUCUACAGUCUCACUUUUUUUGUGAAUAAAUUUAUUAAAAAAAAAAAAAAA
This is a messenger RNA of Bubalus bubalis (water buffalo), 2546 nucleotides long. It is a transcript of the gene USP21, whose product is annotated as ubiquitin specific peptidase 21. Lineage: Eukaryota; Metazoa; Chordata; Mammalia; Artiodactyla; Bovidae. The transcript is spliced from 13 exons. The record is from RefSeq and is a predicted model, not a curated record. Gene Ontology annotation, cellular component: cytoplasm. Gene Ontology annotation, biological process: protein deubiquitination. Gene Ontology annotation, molecular function: cysteine-type deubiquitinase activity. Bases 560 to 2257 code for a protein of 565 amino acids.